AUGAGCGCGCUAGCCCCCCACUCUCUCUCCCAUUUCACCGUGCCACCGUCAGAGCAAGAGGAACAAGUGAGGCGGGAUGUGCAUGCAGCCAAUGACACCUGUUCGCUUAUUGUGGCGGUCGAGCUGUGCCUUACCUAA
Colletotrichum tamarilloi is the source of this 138-nucleotide messenger RNA. RefSeq lists its product as uncharacterized. Bases 1 to 138 code for a protein of 45 amino acids. The record is from RefSeq and is a predicted model, not a curated record. Lineage: Eukaryota; Fungi; Ascomycota; Sordariomycetes; Glomerellales; Glomerellaceae. The transcript has a single exon.